Molecule: messenger RNA, 4800 nt
Organism: Vollenhovia emeryi
Lineage: Eukaryota; Metazoa; Arthropoda; Insecta; Hymenoptera; Formicidae
Gene: CycB3
Product: G2/mitotic-specific cyclin-B3
Exons: 7
Coding region: 414-1895 (493 amino acids)
Biological process (GO): mitotic cell cycle phase transition; regulation of cyclin-dependent protein serine/threonine kinase activity
Cellular component (GO): cytoplasm; centrosome; nucleus
Molecular function (GO): cyclin-dependent protein serine/threonine kinase regulator activity
Source: RefSeq, a predicted model, not a curated record
UUUCUUUUUCCAAGAGCCACGUGGUUGACCGUACCGACUGCGGAUUCGACGCGAGGUAUCGGCGUCUACCGCGAGGUGGCGCGAGCGUGCCCGGUGGGGGCGCUGGACGCCAGCCAAUCGCCGCGUCCCGCUCGGCCGUUCUCUAAGUUUUUGAACCUACAGGACACGACAAGCCGCACACUCCGCACAUCGAGGCCCUGAUCACCAUCGCCGGUCCUGGUGGACGCGGGCGAGGCGCGCGUCAACGAAAACGUUCGCGGUAUAUACACAGCGAACGGGCGCGCGCGUGGCAUGCGUGGAUCCUGCGAACGAGCGACCCCCCGAGCCGUUCACGCCGUUCACGUGUACGCGAGGACCUCGGAGUCACGUAGCAAUUAGAUAAGGAAGCAUCGAAGUUCCAUCGUAUCCGAAAAAUGGCGCCCCCGAAGGUACUGCUUGGACAACAUUUGCAAAGCACUACAAGUUUGAGGAAAGGAAUAACGACCAGAAGUCAAAAUUCUUUGCUGCCUAACGUAUUAAAGCCCAAUGGUAGCAGAGAGACUCGCGCCAAGCGAAAAGCGGAGGUUUCGCCACCUAAGGAGAAAACGCACAAGAGACACGCGUUUGCUAACAUCACCAAUGCCAUCACUACAUCACUGGUGGGGCAGAAUCAUCCGGUGAAAAAGAUAGUUACUCAAAUCAAACCAGUUGAAAGUAACGUCGCCUCGGAGAAACCUGCAGACGUUGCUGUGACAAAAGCUGCCGCGACGAAAGCAAAACCAGUGCUUCGUCCUAAGCCUGUUGUCAAGAAGGACGAUAAGACGAAAAUUGUUAACAAAAUUGUAAAUAGUAGACUGAGUGAGGAUUUCGAGAAGUCGGAGGAUAGUUUGUACGUCAGUGCUUUAGAAGAUAUUACAGAUAGCGUGAAAAGGACUCGCAAAAGCAACAAUAUUUUUAAGGUUGACGAAGAGAAGAGAAAUGAAAAAAUAGAAAAACCAGCGGAGAAAGAUGAAAAGAGAGAACCAACCCCUACGAAUGAGCAUAAAAAAGUUUCGGCCGCCAGUUUGUUAAUUGCUAUACCCGUAAGAAAAUUACCCGAAGGUGUCGAAUGGGACUUCGAUGUUGAGAAUUGGCAGGAUCCGUACCAGGUAUCGCACUACGCGAUGGACAUCUUCGAGUACCUGAAGGAACGAGAACGCCUGUUUCCCGUCGGCGAUUACAUGAGUCGACAAAUAUGCCUAUCGCAAUGGAUGAGAGCACUACUUGUCGAUUGGAUGGUCGAGGUGCAAGAGUCAUUUGAAUUGAAUCACGAGACCCUGUAUCUGGCUGUGAAACUGGUCGAUCUAUACCUGACAAAAAUGACAGUUGUGAGAGAGACUCUACAACUGCUUGGGGCUGCGAGUCUUUUCAUAGCGAGUAAAUUUGACGAAAGAAUACCGCCAAUGGUGGAAGACUUUUUGUACAUAUGUGACGGCGCUUACACACAAAAGGAGCUGAUCAAAAUGGAAAUGAAUGUUUUGAAAAUAGUCAAUUUUGACCUGGGUAUACCUCUAUCGUACAGAUUUCUUCGGCGUUAUGCCAGGUGUGCCAAGGUGUCUAUGCCCACGUUAACUCUGGCUCGGUACAUACUGGAACAUUCACUGAUGGAUUACACGAUGAUCAGGUUCAGCGAUAGUAAAAUGGCAGCGGCGGCAUUACUACUAGCAUUGAUAAUGAAGGACCUGGGAGGAUGGAAUUUAACACUAGAAUACUAUAGUGGUUAUAAGCUUGACGACAUAAGAGAUAUUUGCAUUCUUUUGAACCAGGCUUUGCAUAAGAAACAUAAAGAAACAUUAAAGAAUGUCCACAACAAGUACAGCCACAAGAUUUUCUUCGAAGUAGCAAAGCUGCCCUUAAAAGACACUUUAGAAAUAUAAAUAAAAAAGAUACAGUUUGUGGUACUGAAGUAAUUUGUAAGUCCGAGAGAACUUAUUUUAAGAGUAUUCCAUAUCCAGUUUCAUUAUUCUAAGUCGCAAAGUCAGUAUAAGUACAGGUACAGGUGAAUUAUUUUGCUAAUACGACAUUAGGAAUUAAGGAAAUAAUUAAAAUCAAAUUCCUGUUCAGUUUGAACGUUAGUUAAAUGAUCGUUUAGACACGAAUAGCUGCUUUCUAAAUUGAAUAAUGUAUGAAACAAGAUCAAAAGAACGUAAAAAAUCUCGAAGGCAUAUUAAGAAGUUUUGUCGUGAAACUUCACCGAAUUUUUUACGAAUGUAACAAUUGUGACUAUCUUUAUUAUUAUUAUUAUUUAUAUAUGACGCGAUAAUCUCUAUAUAACUUUACAGUCUUUGCUAUUUGUAUAAGUCAUAUUUUACUAAUUAUUUUUCUUUUUUUUAUCAAAAAAUUUAUUUUAGCGCCACGCUUUUAUAACUUAGAGAUAAAUUCUCAACUUGAGAUUUGAUGUCGGAUUUUUUUCAAUAUGCGAAAUAGACUGAAAAGUAAUGCAUGUGUGAUCGAAUAGCUUGCAAACGAAAAGAUGUAUAUUUUCAAAAAUUUAAAGGAAAGAGCAAAAUAAAAUUUAUUUAUUUUUUUAACACUAUGCCUUUGUAAACCAAAUUCUUCCUAGUGGAAAAUAUUUUUGGUGACGAACGAUAUCGCGCCGUUCGUUUAGCUUCGCCCUCCAUGGGAGAGAAUAUAUAUAUGCUUCUUAAGUUGAAAGAAGAAAUGUAAAUCGACAUCAGAUCCGUCAACCUGACUUGAAUGUUUCACGUCUGUCGUAGCAGUCCUCGUUGCGAAAUUCGUAUAUGAUUUUAAAGCAAUUGGAUUCAUAUUUACGAAAUUUUGUUGUUCGAUGGACCACGCCUCGUACAACAAUAUCUAUUAAACACCUUUUAAACACUGAUUAAAUUACUAGAUUUAUUGCAUAUAUUUGAUCUAAUUAACAUAAUAUACUUAACUCAUGUUUAGACAUGUACUCUUUAAGAAUCAUUGAAUAGAGCAAAUUUUGCACAUUUAUUAAGAGUAACUGAACAAACAUAACAUACUAUCUCUAUCUCGUUUCUCAGGAUAGUUGAUCGUGUGCGUUGCUUUUCAGCCUGUCUCAUCGUAAUUGAUCAUAAUCUUUCGAUGUCUUUCGCGACGAAAGACACUUUAGAAUUAUACUGCCGAACGCCAAUUGAUAAUUCAAACUUCAUUAUGCGAAUGUUCGCGCGACAGCUUCCGCUGAAGAUACUGCCAUGUAAAGAGGUGUGGCGCAUUGUUAUCAUUGUUGUAUUUACAGUUAGGCUUCCGUAUUUCUUCCUCGUCAGAAACAAGCUUGGCUUUUCUUGUCUUCCCUUCUCGCAGCCUCCACACAUUCCAAUAUUGACGGCCUAAUCAUUAGAAUAUGAUUGGAGGCUGAAAAAUGGGAGGAAGACAGAGAAACUAACUAAUUACCGGUAAGAAAGCACAGUGGAAGCCCGACUCUACGUAAACUGAAGGAAACUUAUUUUGUUGAAUGAAGAACUUGUAUGUUUCUAUUACGAUUGUGCGUUAAAACAAAUGAAAUAUUUGUUGCAAACAAUCGGAUGAUGUGAAAAUUCAAUUGAAGACAGAAUGCCUGUAUCUGAUCUUAGAAUUGGAGGAUAAGUAUAUACUGAUGAUCCAACUCUAUUUCUACAUUAUGGCAAUUCGGUUAAGUACAUUUUAAACUCCCGUUUCGUACAUUUAGCGAAGUAAGACCUGUCCUUUUCAUGGUAAACUCGUAAUUACUCAAUUUGUGAGCGGCAUUUGUGUCGGCGCCAUUUCCGCUACCAAAUGCGGUUUACACGAGGUAUAUCUCAAAUUUACGCAAGUAUUGUUCAUUUAUUACGACGAUACCCUCCCUACAAUCCACUGCUUUAAGAAAGUACUUUAAAAUUUGAAAAAGAGAAAAAGUUGUGUCACAUAAAUUGCUGCGUGUCAAAACUAACAAUAAGCGUAAUUAAAAAUUCGCAAUUUGUAGACCGUUUCGAAACCUGUAUAAUCGCGCUGGGUGACAUAAUUUUCUUUCUCCGAACGAAAACAAUUCAGACUAAAAACCAAUAGAAAUGAAAAACUAUCUGUGAUAUUCAGUCAUAAUGUCACAAAACCGAAACGAGUGAGUGUGUGUGUCUGUGCGUGCAGGGUGGCCACGAAAUUCUCUAACGUGAAUACAAUUUGGACAUUUUAUUUUGGAUACGAUUUUUGCGUCUAAAAUGGAGUGUCGCAUUUUCGCGUAUGACAAGGAGAUUCUUAUCACUUUGCACUCUUACCAUAUAAUCUGCUUGUAUAAUUAGUAUUAUUUAUAUUUUGAAUAAUUUGAAAAGAAUACAAGACGAAGCACGAUAUAAAUAUUUUAGUGCGAAGAAAUACAAGAUAAAGCAUUAAGAAAAAUAAUAUAAAAACCCUUUAGUGUGUAUGAAAAAUAAAAAAAACUUAAAAAAAUAAGAAUAUAUAUUUAUACAUACAUAAUAAUUAAUUACCCCGGUAGAUCAAUAUGUUUUCAACUGCUUUCAUAACCAAAUUCCAUGUGCAACACCUUUUGUACUCCUUAUUGAAUAUAAGAAAAAAAUAUUCAAUAUAUAGUGAACAUGCACAGUGAAUUUGACAAAAAUGAGACAAAGGAAUUUUAUGGCUACCCGGUAUAAUGAUGCAGUAAUUACUUAUAUACGGUAUUUAUAUUAAUUACUCUUAAGCGAAAAUAUAAUAAUGUCACGCGCACCUUCUGAGUAUUAGACCUCGUUAGAUUUCUUGGUUACCUCAAAGAAAAACAAACACAUAAGAGAAAAUUACAUGUACUGUACAUAUAUAAUCAAUCACAGAUUUUCAUCUGUAUAUACAUAUAUU